CAUUUAGCGGGCUGUCUGGGCCCAUCUUAAAUCUGUCUGGCCCAAAAUGGUUAGGGAGAAGGGAAAGUAACUAGAAAUCCAGAAUCCAUAUACAGAGAAGAAAGGAGAAGAGAGUGGAAGAUACGUAAUUGAAGUGAAGGAGUUGGAAGGAAUUGAGAAUCAAAAUCGAAAUGGCUAUUAUGGAGAGGUUGAGAAUGCUCGUUGCUCAAGAACCAGUUCUCGCUGCUUCCUGUCUCAUCGCUGGCUUUGGUCUUUUUCUUCCUGCGUUUGUGAGACCUAUGCUGGAUUCAUAUCAGACAACCAAACAACCUCCUCAACCUGCUUUGAGCGACGUGGUUGCAGGUAUGACUGGUAAAAAGUAAGCUGAUUUACUUGAGAUACAAGGGGAAAAUUGUCAACUUCUCUGCUUGAACUUUUUUUCAUUGUGAGUAAUAAAAUUGCCCAGUUACAAAACAUUUGAUUGAGCAUCCAUUUGUGACAACCUAUCAGUUCCAGAUUCGUCUAGUGGCUUCAUUUCAUAUUUAGGUUAAGUGUUGGGAUGAAUGUCUGCUUAUUGUGCUGCCUGAUUGAUUUUGCCUCUACUAAGUAAUGCACUUUCUGAAUUGUUCCUCUGGUGACAAUUUGAAGGAGUUUUUUUUAGCUAACUUGAACACAUGAAUGUUGUUUAUUAAUCGAGUUGGCAUUUAAUAUAAGAACGUGAAUACAUCUUGAUGUUAUUUUUUGCUGUCA
Molecule: messenger RNA, 729 nt
Organism: Cicer arietinum (chickpea)
Lineage: Eukaryota; Viridiplantae; Streptophyta; Magnoliopsida; Fabales; Fabaceae
Source: RefSeq, a predicted model, not a curated record